CUAAAGGACAAAAUAAACCAAAUAGACAACUGGGAAAACCCCAUCAUACUUGGUGAUUUCAACUUUGUAGAAUGCCCAAUAGACAGGCUGCCAGUGCAUGUGGAUGUUGCAACCACAAUAAACACUUUUAGUAAAAUAAAGGAAACACUACACCUUGUAGAUGGGUGGAGAACCCAAAACCCACAAGAUUGGAUGUAUACCUACAAAAACAAAAACCUACAGCUCUAG
This is a messenger RNA of Pisolithus orientalis, 228 nucleotides long. RefSeq lists its product as uncharacterized. The annotation marks the transcript as partial. The transcript has a single exon. The record is from RefSeq and is a predicted model, not a curated record. Lineage: Eukaryota; Fungi; Basidiomycota; Agaricomycetes; Boletales; Pisolithaceae.